Danio rerio (zebrafish) is the source of this 4404-nucleotide messenger RNA. The record is from RefSeq and is a predicted model, not a curated record. Lineage: Eukaryota; Metazoa; Chordata; Actinopteri; Cypriniformes; Danionidae.
AAUAAGCUUUCAGUAAUCCCCCGGUUAUAACAGCGGGAAACUAACUAAUAAUAAUGUGAAUAUGAAAUAAUUUAUUGCAUAUAACGUUACAUUUACCAGCAGUUUCUGUAUUGUGUCAGUGAAUUAUGGCUCAUAGACUGACCAAAGAGGAGCUGGAUCAACAGUUUGAGCAGUUCUUGAAAGAGUCAGUCUCUGAUGACUCUGUUGAUCUGGGCACCAGCUCCAAACGUCCUAGUGUCCUUGACAGCUUGGGAAAAGCACCUGUCAGGCCAGUGAAGAAGGCCUCAGCGUCUGUGCCGUGGUGGCAAGAUGAUGAUGAUAAUGAUGAUGACAGUGAAGAGAAAGGGAUGUCAUCGACUGGAAGGUCCUUCCUGAAGUCUCUGAGGAAGACUCCAUCCAUCAAAGAAGUAGAUGAAGAGCAGCCAAAGGAGCUUUUCUUGGAGGAUGAAGGGAACAGAGACCAUGUAAUCCUUAGCAGAGACAGUCUUGAGCCUGAAGAUUCGUUGGUGAUACCUAGUGCCGGGGCUCGAGGGCUGGAUACGUUGGAUGAGGAUGAUGAUGAUGCCAGAUUUCUAUCUAAUCUGAAGAAAGUAUCCUCAUCCUCUAUUGACUUCUCCAGAAUAAAUCGAGAACAGGAGCUGUCUGCCCCAACCAGCCCACUGAGAAGAGAAGAGAUGGAUUCGACAAUUGAGGAGGAACAGAGAAUGAAUAAAGACACCGCUGCUUCUCCUGCAUAUAGUGAAGAUUUUGAGGAAGAGGCGAGUGACAAAAGUGAUGUGGAGCCUCAAGAGAAGAAACCUGAAAGACUUGGGAUGCUGGCCAAAGUGUCAUUACACGACUCUCUAAAUUCCACGGAUGGAGCAUUGGCUCCGGCAGUUCCAAGUUUGGCCGUUGCGAGAGAAAAUCGUCCAGAAAGCAAACAAACAGACAUGCCAGCACUGGAACCCGCAGUGCAAUCAUAUGGUCAGAGUGGAGGGAGUGAGAUGGAGGCACUGCAGGAGGCGUACAGGCAGAUCAGCGGCUCAGCAGGAGUGUGUGAAGAUGGACAAGUCGAGGCUGGCAGGACUCCUCUUUCUCUCUCUACACUCCAGCCUGCGUCCACCGUGGAGUCAGAUUUACCCACUGCUGAGGAACUUAUGCAGCCCAUAGGACCAGACAGCGGAUUCACCCGUGGCUUCUCUCUCCAGCCCAUAACUGAGGCUGUGCCCAGGAGCAGAGACAAUCAAAGUCCAUUAAGGAUAUCUUCAGACGAGAGCCCUUUCAGUUCAGCUAAUGAAGGCUAUGGAGGAGGUAAUACAGCUAACCUUACAGGAGGAGAACAUCCAGAUUCCUAUAAGUUCACUCAGAAGAGCAUAUCGGAGGAGAUCAGAAGACUGAUGCAAGAGCAGGACACCUCCUCUCAGGAACCUCCACCUUUAAAACCAAAGAAGCGCCAGGUUCCUGCCAGAAGCAAUGCAUCUACAUCUGCUUCCUCUAGAAAAGCUCCGGUUCCAUCGGUGAGGGUUAAAAAACCUGAGAGCAAGCCGUUACACAGAGUGCCAGCACCCAGCAGAGCUGCUCAAGCAGCCAAACCUCCAUCUCCUCCAACACUGAGGAAAGCUCAGAACCAGACUUUUAAAAAAACCCAAAACCUCAACCAAACACACACAAUCAAAGGUUUAGACACAAGUUUAAAGCUAAGCAGUGAACUGGUAGAAUCUGUGCAGUCUUUUGCUGCAUUCCUACAGCAUCAGGUUGAAGCCAGCAGUCUUCAGGACAAAGGUCCUUUCCAAGCAAACAAGAUUGCUUCUGAAGCAAUGACAGCGCAUAAGGGGAUGCAAGAGAAGAUGGAUGGUGGUCCGGAGCUUGCAUCGCUGGAGCGUCUCCGUCUGCAGCUCGCCAAGAAAGAGAGAGAGCUCAGUCUGAGGGAAGACCAGUUACAAGAGCAGCACAAGCAAGAGCUGACAGCCCUGAGACAGGAGAACUACAUCUUACAGAGCAAGUUGCACCGUGCCGAAGAGGCCAGUAACAAACGGAAGUGGAGUUUUGGUGAAGCUUCAGACCCUGUGACUGAAGAGAAACUCAAGCUCAUAGAAAAAGAGAUGAAAGAACAAGAGACUCUGAUUCAGGGUUACCAUCAGGAGAACGAGAAGCUGUAUCUGCAAAUGAAAGCACUCCAAGCUCAAAGCAAACAGAACGAGGAGGCUUUGUUCAUGGAGAACCAGAGACUUCUCACUGAGCUCUCCUUCGCUAGGGACCGGAUGAACACAAACAACAUUCAAAGAACCAUCAGAGAGAGAAGCAUUGUUGACCAAAGCUUCAACAUUGCAGAGUUGACAAGUCAGGUACAAGCUGCACAGAAAAAGGAAGAACGGCUCCAAGAGGAGGUCCGCAGGCUGAAGCAGGAGAAACAAGCUCUGCAUGUAGAUCUGGAGAUGAUGAGGAAAGAGAGGGAUCUUGCUAAAGUUCAGGCUGUGUGUAAAUCAGGCGAUAAAGGUUUCGAAUUGAAACUGCUCCAUGACAAACAUCGAGAGGAGGUCACAGAGCUGAAGAAAAGACUGCAGUGGUACGCCAAGAACCAGGAACUACUGGACAAAGAUGCAGCCAGACUCCACGCCGCCACCGCUGAGAUUCAAAAGCUCACUGAGCAGGUAGAAAAGCUAAAAGCGGAGGUUAGCAGGAGGGCCAAUGAGCAACAAAGAAAGGCAAAAGAAAAAGCAGGUGAAGCAAAAAGAAUCCAAGACCUAGAGCGACAGCUCAAACAGAAGGAAGAACUCUUGAAACGCAGGCAUCCAAAUUCUCUGCCAGCCCUGAUUUUGGCAGCUGCGUCUACCGGGGCUGAAGAAGAUCGACUGGAUGUCCGUUCUCUAGCUCAGUCCUCUCAGACAGCGGCUUUGUUAGAGAGACGUGUUCAUCGCCUGGAGGCAGAGCUGGAGGGCCGAGAUGAAGCAGCCAAACGCAGCCUCCGAGCAAUGGAACAACAGUAUCACAGAAUCAAACUCCAGUAUGAACAGCAGAUCUCAGAUUUGGAGCAGCGUUUGUCUGAGAAGAGCCACAGCUAUCCAGCCAUCUCAUCAGAGCUGAUUAAAUCCCACACUCAGACUUUAAAAGCAGAGCUGGAGGAAGUGAAGGAGGUCCAUCAGAAGCAAGUGAGCGUCCUCCAGGCAGAAGUGGACUCUCUGCAAGAACAGCUCCGCCAGGCCCAGGCUUCAACACAAACAGAGAAGCCUGCCCGCAGCCCCUCACGCCACCAGCUCCACGCAGAGGCCGCACAAGCAGCCCGCAUAGAGAGACUGACCCAAGAGCUGAACUCCAAGAGCCGCAGCAUUCAGGAGCUGACCCGCACCAUAGAACGUCUGCAGAGAGAAAGGAGGACCAUGCUGUCAGGUCCUAGCCAUGAAAGGCCCAACAAUGAGCCCAAGCGACAUUUGGGCACAGCCAAAGACACAAAAAAACCCUCAGUGGAAACUUUCCCUCCGACUCAAGAUGAGAAGGACUAUCAUCCUGGAGCCUUCUCAGGAACACACAUCUCUGAGGUGCAGCUGGAAAAUGAUAGUUUGAGGACUAAAUUAGAGGAGCUGGAAGUACUGAGAGAAAAGGAGAAGGUUUCACUGCAGGCUGCGGUCACGCAUGCACAGAAUCAGCUUCUCAGAAUUGAAGAGCAGAAUGCUGAGCAGCUCACUUCAGUCAAGGCUGAGCAUCGUAAAGAGAUUGAGCAUCUUCUGGCUCGUCAUGCCCUUGAGCAUUCCUCCUCCAGAGUGGCUGAACUCACCAGUCAACUCAACACACAAGAGAUCAUAGUACAACAUUUACAAGGGCAAGUAAAAGAGCUCCAGGGAACCAAAGAAGCUCUGGCUGUGACGAAGCUCAGAGAGGAGACCCUGCAGAAUCAGCUGUCUAAACUUCUAGAAGAGCUAAAAGAGGCCAAAGAAGCCCACAGUCCUGAACUAAAACACUUCACUAGCCUAGAGCAAAAAAUUCAGUCCAUGGAAUUCAGAUACAGUCAACGAGAGAAACAACUUCAGCAGGUAAUUGCAGACACACGGCGGGUGGUGGAACAGGAGCAACAGAGUGAGGUGGAGCGCUGGAGGAAGCUCGCUCAAGGAAGAGCCAAAGAGCUGGAGGCCUUUAGAAUGGAGCUGGACUCAAUACUGGACGUCCUCCGAGAGCUUCAGCGACAGGGGGUAGUCAUACCCAUGCCAGAACACACAUCCACUAACACGCACACAUACCUGCCACUCCGAUCCUGAAAAAAACUGGAAUCAUUGAUGUGUGGAAGCAAGGGAAGGGGGUGUAUUUAUAUUAGUUUUUUAUAUAGAUUAUUUAAUUAUUGCUGAGAAACAUGCAGGGUAAGCAACAUCAAAUACAAAGCUUUUGGUGUUAGUAACUAGGAUUUUGUAUUAAAGUUAAUUAAUGUUUGCACAA